Sarcophilus harrisii (Tasmanian devil) is the source of this 6541-nucleotide messenger RNA. RefSeq names its product zinc finger protein OZF-like. Gene Ontology annotation, molecular function: DNA-binding transcription factor activity, RNA polymerase II-specific; RNA polymerase II cis-regulatory region sequence-specific DNA binding. The record is from RefSeq and is a predicted model, not a curated record. NCBI's taxonomy places the organism in Eukaryota, Metazoa, Chordata, Mammalia, Dasyuromorphia, Dasyuridae. The transcript has 4 exons. Bases 193 to 1941 code for a protein of 582 amino acids. Gene Ontology annotation, biological process: regulation of transcription by RNA polymerase II.
GGGGAGCGAGGGGAGCGAGGCGAGCGAGGGGAGCGAGGGAGCGAGGGGAGCGAGGGAGCGAUGCCCGCCGAGAAGUAGUAGCUGUCCGCAUCCAGCCUGGGCAGAGAAGCCUCAGACCGCGGCCUCCCCCUCUGGGCUCCCUCUCCCUCCCCCAGCCCGGCAGGCAGAGGACCCAAGCCCGGAACCAGACCGAUGGCUCUUGGCAGCCAGAGCCCCUUGCGCCAGGAGUUGGUGACCUUCAAGGAUGUGAUGGUGGACUUCACUGAGGAGGAGUGGGGGCUCUUGGAUCCUUCUCAGAAGGAGCUGUACAAGGAAGUCACACUGGAGAAUGUCCAGAAUCUGCUGUCCCUGGAUGUAGAGCCCAACAUUGAAGGGAAUGAGAAGACGAGAAAGCUGGGAUUUUUUGUGGAAGAACAUGACCUGCAAGGAUUCAUGAAGGAUGGUCCCUGUGCCUUGACUUUGAGGGAAAUCCAUGCCUCUAACCUUGAAAUAGAUAACCUGAAGUCUGACUGUGAAUUGGAUGAAAGUAAAAUGAGAUUCAAGCAAUCUUCUUUCAUAAAUUAUUAUAAGAAAGUGAAUUCAGGGAAGAACUGGCUUCUGGAUAGUGAAUAUCAGAAAUGUUUUCCUGAACAGAUAGAGCUUUUUCAUUCUCAGAAGAAACCUGCUGAAAUACUAAUAAAUUCAGACAAUCAAUGGGAAAUUGCUUUCAGUAAGAGUUCAGACCUCACUGGACAUCAGAAAAAUGAUAAUGGGGAAAUGUUUUGUGUGGGUAGUCAAGGUGGAAAGGCCUUGAGUCAGACCUCUCAGCUCAUUACUCAGCAGGCAGUUCACAUAAGAAAGCAACCUGAUGAAUAUAGUGAAUGUCAAGCAAUGCCAUCUCAUCAUUCAUCUUUUCCUUACCAAUAUUCAAUUGAUCCUGGAAUGAAAAACCCUUUAUUUGAUGAGUGUGGGAAGGCCUACAGUUGGAACUCAGACACUGAUAGAUCUCAGAACAUUCAUCCUGGAGAGUUUUAUAAAUAUAAUGAAGGUGAGAAGCUCUUCAUACAGCAAUUCUUUCUAGCUGUACCUGAGAGGUUUCACACUGGCGAGAAACCUUUAGUAAGUAAUCACUGUGGAAAGUCUUUUGCAUCUAGUUCCACUCUUAGUAAGCAUCAGAGAAUCCACACUGGAGAGAAACCUUAUAAAUGUAAUCAAUGUGGAAAAGCUUUUGAAUAUAAUUAUAAGCUUAUAGAACAUCAGAGAAUCCACACAGGAGAAAAGCCUUAUAAAUGUAAUCAAUGUGGAAAGGCCUUCACACAGAGUUGUAGUCUUGCUUUACAUCAGAGAAUCCACACUGUAGAGAAACCUUAUAAAUGUAAUGAAUGUGGAAAGGCUUUCGUAGUGAGAGACAGUUUUGCUUUACAUCAGAGAAUCCACACUGGAGAGAAACCUUAUAAAUGUAUUCAAUGUGGAAAGGCUUUCAGCCAGACUACAGGUCUUUCUUUACAUAAGAGAGUCCACACUGGAGAGAAACCUUAUAAAUGUAAUCAAUGUGGAAAGGCUUUCACACGGGGUGCCAAUCUUGCUGAACAUCAAAGAAUCCACACUGGAGAGAAACCUUAUAAAUGUAAUCAAUGUGGAAAGGCUUUCACAUGGGGUGCCAAUCUUGCUAAACAUCAGAGAAUCCACACAGGAGAAAAGCCUUAUAAGUGUAAUCAAUGUGGAAAGACUUUCACAUGGAGUGCCAGUCUUGCUUUACAUCAGAGAAUCCACACUGGAGAAAAACCUUAUAAAUGUAACCAAUGUGGAAAGGCUUUCACCCAGGCUUCAAGUCUUUCUUUACAUCAGAGAAUCCACACUGGAGAGAAACCUUAUAAAUGUAAUCAAUGUGAGAAAGCUUUUGCACUAAAGGGGAAUCUUAGAACACAUCAGAGAAUCCACACAGGAGAGAAAACCUCAUAAAUUUAAUCCAUUUGGAAAGACUCAUAUAGAGAGCCAUUCUUUCUUUGCAUCAGAGAAACCACAGAGGAGAAAAGUCUUAUAAGUGUUAUCAAUGUGGAAAGUGUUUUACAUGGAAGGGAGAUCUUAGUAAACAUCAGAGAAUCCAUAUGGGAGAGAAACCAUUUGAAUGUAAUGAAUGUGGAAAGGCUUUUCCAUACAGUGCCUGUAUUGCUAGACAACAGAGAACUUAUAUUGGAAAGAAACUUUUUCAAAGUAUUCAGUGUGGAAAGGCUUUUGCAUAGAAGUGAAAUCUUGUUGAACAUCAAAGAACCCACACUGGAGAGAAACACUUUGUAGUCAGUGAGGACAGGAUUUCACACAAAGGUCCUUUCUAGUUGAACAUCAGAGAAUCCACACUGGAGAGAAAUCUUAUAAAUGAAAUUAAUGUGGAAAGGUACUGAGGUAUAAAUCCAAUAUUGGUAAACAUCAGAGAAUCCUCACAAGGAGAAGUAUUAUGAUAAUAAUAAACAUGAAAUGAUUUCACAAAGAGUUCCCACUUGGAUAUAUAUGAGACAAUCCACACUGGAAAGGCUUUCAGCAAAGGCAGGGGCCCAAGGCCAAGCUGACUACCAAAUACUUAAUGGCAGCACAAAGAAAACUCUAUUUUUCUGGCAGAGUACACAUGUAGGAGGCCGUGCCCUUUGGCAUGUCUUUCCUUUCAUUGUGGACACCCCGGACAUCAGAAUGGGUUGGUGGUGAGGGCUGGGAAGAAGGUUCAAUAGGUGAUUAGCCUGAAAGCCAGGGGGGAAUUCUGAGCAUGAAAUACCCUACUGAACACAGAGUAAUCACCAACUGGAGGGGUGUGGAGAGCUGGGGUCAUGUUUUGUAUAUUGUAUUCCAUGAGACCACCAAAGAGCCCCCUGUGCUGCUCACAGAAGCCUCCUGACCCCAAAGGAAGGAAAGGAUUACACAGAUUUAAGUUUGAGACCUUCAGCUCUCUGUUUCAUCUACUGCCAUCCAGCCUUGCUGCCUUCUUGCCACUGGCCAUACCCCUGGAGUUGUGAUCAACUCUGGGGAUGAUGGGACCCACUCAGUGCCCGUGUUUGAAGCUGACAUCCUUCCAGGAGCCAAACUCUUCCGGCCUCUGACUGGCUGAGAUCUGACAGACUCCAUCAUGAAGAUUUGGACACGGGACAUUUUCUCUCCUGCAGCUACUGAGAGCCACAAGGUGACAUCAUGAGCUAAGGGCCCCAGAUGUUGUGCAGGACCCAGCCUUUGCCACAUGCAGCUGCCUCUGGAAAAGAGCACUGAACUCCCUGAGGAUCAGGUCAUCGGCCUUGGCAGGGCUAGAGCUGCAGCCCAGAAGCUCUCCCUGUGGAGUCCACCAAGCUCCCUUCAACUCCACUGGUUGUGAUGUCAGUAUGGGAGGCUAGUCUGCCCAUCCCCGGUGGCCAGGGGUCAUCACCAUAUACCCAGGCCUUGCUGGAGGGAAGCAGAAAGAGAUGACUGCCCCAGCCCCCAACCCAGUGAAAAUCAAGCUUAUUCCCCCUCCACCCGCCUGCCUUGAGCAUUUUGGUUUUUCUCUCAUCUUUUUCCUUUUUGAUCUGAUUUUUUUUUUUUUUUUUUUUUUGUGCAGCAAAAUAACUGGCAAUAUGUAUAGAAGAACUGCACAUUUAACAUGUAUUGGAUAAUUUGCUGAGAGGCUGGGGCAAGGGAUGCUAAACAUUUAGAACACAAGGUUUUGUAAGGGUGAAUGCUGAAAAUUAUCCAUACAUAAUGAAAAUAAAAUAGUUUGAAAAUAAAAAACCUUAAUUAAUAAAAAUAAUCAUUCCAGUUACUGUAUAAUAUAGUGUGACAGGGUUUCUUGGCACUAGGAAGCCUGUCCUGCUUGAUAAAAAGCAACGAAUUAACAUCAGUCCAGAUAUUGGGGAGGAAGGUGGGGCAGAGGAGGUACAGGUAUUGUUGUAUAUGGAAAUGAUGUGAUAUUUUAAAAAAAAAAUUACCUUUGUUUCUUCUGCCCUCAUUUGUGUAAUUGUCUAACUUGUCUCCUGCCCCCAAUAAGGAUGGACAGGAAAAUGUUAGAGACUUCCCUGGAAUAUUAUGCGAUUGGUGCCAGUACUUGGGGAACUAGAGGAGAGUUACCUGUUCCCUGAUUUAAGAUUAGUUUAAGUAACAGUGUGCACAUUAAAGAGACUUCAAGAAAAUGAAUUUCAGACACCUGCUUUCUACAGUGGUUUAGUCUGUUUAGAUUGUCAUUUCUCAGGGGUUUUUUGAACCCACUUGGUGACUCCCAAUUGGUAAUCCUCAACCCUUUUCCUUUAGGAGGCUGGUUUAGAGGAAAAUAUAACCCAUGGAGCAAUUAUCAUGGUAUUCAAAUAAUCAUGCUACCCUUAGUGGUCCACGUCAUAAAGUACUAAAUUUCCAAGCCUCAUCAACUAAGUAGAGGAAACUGAAGCAAAAAAAGGAUUUGUCUCACAUCAUAUGACCUGUAUGAGCAUCAGAGUGAGCAGUCAUUAAGAUCCUAAAGAAAGACUGAAAAGAAUUUCCAUUUGAAAUGACAAUCACGUUGGGAAAAUAAAAACUGGAAAAAUAUCUUAUUAUGAAAUGCUUCUCCCUAUGGAAUCAAGGAGAAGGACUGUGUUCUCCUACUAAGGUUUGAGAGUCUGGAGGCAAAAGAAGGAAGGUGAUGUGAAAUUCCUGCUAACCAGAAGUGUCUCCAGAGGGAUGUUAAGAAAAUUCUAGAAAGAGUUUGUGAGAAGCCGGCAAGCCCUAUGUAUUGUAGGGAAAGGAAGGAAAACAUUCUCAGUCAUCACUGAGAGAGAGCAAAGAAAAACAAGAUCCUAGGUAAUUUCCUGAAAAGCUGAAGUUGUCUUAUUUAGAUGAAACAUGAAGAAUAUUCUUAAGAGAUAGUAAUCACUGGGAAGAGAAUGGAAGUAUUGAAAAUGUAUUCUUUUGAGCUCCCUGUCACAACGUUUUCCAUCUGGUGGCUCCUCUCAUCGGGAAUGUGGUGACAGAAAUAUACUGACCCCAGCCUCCAUUCAAGUUCAACCAAUUUUUCCUUAAAAAUUCUUCCUUGACUGUUCUCAAGAUUUUAUUGAUUCCUUGUAUAGAGCUUGUUCACACGUGGUUGUUUUUGUUAUCGUCUUCUUCAUUAGACUGUAUUGGUAAUGGAUAGACUUUGGCUUUCUCCAUAGUGCUUCGCACUGUGUCUGGCACAUAAUCGUGCUUAAUAGAUGUAUAUUAAUUCAUUGAUCAACUGGCAAAGAGAAAAAAGCGAUACUGUUCACAGUCUGGUCUGGAUUGAUUGCUUCCAGCCUAUUGAAGAAGAGCUCUCAUUUUAUUGAAACCCAAGAUGACACUAGGUGUGAUGUGUCGUAACCAAAACAACUUCUGUCUUUGCUUUAUAAUUGCUUUCACUUGCUAAUAAUGGCUCCUAUUCUUCAUGUUCCUGUUUAGUUAUAUAGAAAUGAGUAACUAUGAUAGACUUAUGUACUAUUUUAUCAACUGGGGCUGGAGGUAGAACUAAUUUGCAAGAGCAACAUUGUUAGAAUAUUUAUGAGGAAUAAAUUAUCUGAAAAGGCCCCUAGAACUCAGGAUCAUUGGCAAUCAACAGUUAACAGAAUGAGCAAAGAGUCAGACAGAAUGGCCAUAUCUGUAAAUCCCUGGAUACCUAGGAGGAUGCAUCUAUUUUUCCAACUUGCUACAUAUAGAAUAGUGUUGGCUGAUGUACUUGGUAUUUGAUACUCUCCCAUUUUUAGUAUAUUCAGAUAUGAUUCCUCUUUUCAGAAGCUCUAUCACUUUGAACUAGUGUUCUCUCAUGUAGAUAAAACUUCAUUUUUUCAUCAUUUUGGUUUCUUAAAUCAUGAUUUAUGUCUUAUUUAUAAUGCAUAUUUGACUUUAAGCUUCCUUAUUGAACUUCUGAACAAUAUGAGUGUUUUCCUAGAUUAUAAUUAUAAAUAAUAUUUAUUAUAAACUUUGAGGACUGGCCUUAUAAUACUGUCUGAUUCUCAAGACCUGGAACAGUGCUGGGCACAGAGCAGCCACUUUCUAAUGCUUAUUGAUAUGACCUAAGGAAUGGUAAAUGGGAGGGAUUCAGAGAGGCCUGGGAAGACUGAGGCAGAGUUGGUACCUAAGAGCAGAAGGGCAGUUUCUGCUCUGAGGACAGCCUUCAGGGCCGUGCUCCAGCCCAGUGCAGACAAGACUCACAUGAAGGGGUUUUCUUCAACUUUCAACUGCUACAGAGGAGAGCUUGGCCACAAGAAAUAGCAGAGGGAGAAUAGGAGUUUAGGAUGUGAGAGAACUUCAAGAAGAGACAAAGACAUGAUGUCCAUGAACAGGGACUAAUGAGUUUGGGGGUUUUCCCUUUUACUUGUAAUGAGGGAUGUGUGAGACUUAUGGACCACAAAACAGACUUUUAGAGUGAGAAAAAGGAAAACGAGUUUUAUUAUGAUCUCCUAAGAAGGGGCAUCUGCCAUCUGACUGUCACUAAAAAAAAAAUGCUAAUAAUAAGUAAACACUGUAAAAGACAAGAAUAAAUACCCCAAACACAGAAGGCCCCAUCCCUGCCUGACCUUUUCUCCAAUUGUUUGGUGGAAUCUAGACUUACAUUCAGAUCACAGAA